Messenger RNA from Egretta garzetta (little egret), 637 nucleotides. RefSeq names its product avidin. The transcript has 4 exons. The record is from RefSeq and is a predicted model, not a curated record. The coding region runs from base 96 to 545 and encodes 149 amino acids. Gene Ontology annotation, molecular function: biotin binding. Lineage: Eukaryota; Metazoa; Chordata; Aves; Pelecaniformes; Ardeidae.
CCUGGCAGCAAUAAAAAGGGGGGAGAGCAGGCACAUCGGCAGAGCCCUGCAAGGAGCGCAUCCCUGGGUACGCCAGCUGCCUGCCCGCUUCAGAGAUGGUGCAAGCAGCUCCCUUCCUCCUGCUGCUCGGCCUGGCCCUGCUGGCUCCCGGCCUCUCUGCGAGAAAGUGCGUGCUGACCGGGUUCUGGGUCAACGACCUGGGCUCCAACAUGACCAUCGCAGCCGUGAACGCAAAAGGUGAAUUCACUGGCUCCUACUACACGGCUGUGUCAGAUACCACGCAAAAGAUCCAGGUGUCACCACUGCAAGGAUACCAGAACCUUAUGAGCCCGGAGAGCCAGCCCACCUUUGGCUUCACCGUCAACUGGAGCUUUUCAGACUCCAUCACUGUCUUCACGGGCCAGUGCUUUGUGGAUAAGAAGGGAAAGGAGAUUUUGAAGACCAUGUGGCUCCUGCGGUCACGUGUGGACAACAUCGACAAUGACUGGAAAGCCACCAGGGUUGGCACCAACGUCUUCAAGCACCCGCAGCCGCAGAAGGAGUGAGGGUGGCAGUGCAGGGGUUCCCGGGCCAGCAUCAUUCCGGAUGCCCCCCUCCUGCCCCAGCCCCUGCUUCUCCCAAUAAAGCUUUGCUGCAA